Corythoichthys intestinalis (scribbled pipefish) is the source of this 1410-nucleotide messenger RNA. RefSeq names its product coiled-coil domain containing 86 (gene ccdc86). Lineage: Eukaryota; Metazoa; Chordata; Actinopteri; Syngnathiformes; Syngnathidae. The coding region runs from base 80 to 1198 and encodes 372 amino acids. The transcript has 4 exons. Gene Ontology annotation, cellular component: nucleolus. The record is from RefSeq and is a predicted model, not a curated record.
UACAAAGACACGGAAGUACGUAAACACUACGGAACCGACUCACUGGUCACACGUGGGAUAUCCUGUCGCGUUGAAAAACAUGGCGAAAGGCAAAGAAGUAAACAGCGCUUCCAAAGAAACACAUGGAGAGGAGAACGACCAAGAUCAACCAGCUAUGAACACGCGGACCCGCAGUGGCAGAUUGGUGCGUCGCCCAUCCGGGCAGCAGUGCAAUGCAACCCCGGCGAGAGCGCCAAGUAAGAGGACCAGGAGGUCAGUCAUAGCAGAGCAGAAAGAACCUGAGGAACAGGCGCCUGAGCUGGUAGAUGAGAAGCCCGUGGUGUUUGUUGAACCUGAGGCGGCGGAGGAGAGGUCCGAGGUGCCUUUUGAACCGGACAUGGUGGAGAAAACAGAGGUGUGUGUUGAACUGGAAACUGUGGAGAAGCCCGAGGUGCGUGGUGAACCGGAGGCUGUGGAAGAGAAGCCCGAGGUGCAUGGUGAACCGGAGGCUGUGGAAGAGAAGCCCGAGGUGCGUGUUGAACUGGAGAUGGUGGUGGAGAAGCCCGAGGUGUGUGUUGAACCUGUGCCGGUGGAGGAGAUGCCCGCAGAAUGUGUCCGACAGGAGCAGGAGGAGCCUCGCACAGACACCGCAUCCGAGGUGGUCAUAACUGGUAUAGUGUCUCAAGCCGCGCCGACAGAAAGAGCUCCAACGACGCAAGGGAUAAAGUUGCAACCCCCAAAGAAGAAGCCUUGUCUGGAUAAAAGUAUGAAAGACUCUGUGGUUAUUCCUUUGGGGAAGCCAAAGUCGGGGAGGGUGUGGAAAGACCGCAACAAACAGAGGUUUUCCGCAUUGGUGCGAGAUGUGUCGCUGUGCACCACCUGGGAGAAAAAGAUGCAGGCCAAACGAGAGAAGCAGAUGGUGCAGAAGUACAUGUUGGAACUGAAAGAGCAAAAAGCCAAAGUGAAAGAGGAGAAACGGAAACGCCGAGAGGAGAACUUGAAGCGGCGCGAGGAGAACGCACGCAAAGCGGAGAUAGUGCAAGUGAUCCGAAACACAGCGAAGAUCAAGAGGAUGAAGAAGAAGCAGCUGAGGAAGAUCGAGAAGCGCGACACGCUGGCGCUGCUGGAGAAGUCCAACAAUAACAACCAGAAGAGCAACCAGAAGCAGAACAGCAAAGCCAAGCCAGCAAAGAAAAAUAAGAGUGAAAAUCUGACCUGAAGACUUCAUGUUCUUUCUCUAAUGUGGUAAUUAACAGAGAAUAUAUACAGUAUGUACAGAUAAUCUUAUUUUCUGACUAAGAGUCAGAAUCAAACCAUUUCUCCACAAUAAUUAAAUUGUUGUUUUACAGUUCCCCAGGUUUCAACCUGCUACUUUUCCAUUUGAAAGAUUUUGUAAUAAAGAAUACCCUGAAAAUACAUUGUUUUUUCCAU